AUGGCUGUGAAAGUGAGGCUUUCAGUAGCAGUUCUAGUAUUCUCUCUCUUAGCUUUGUGCGUUGGAAUAGCUAUAGCCAAAAAGGACCCGGAGCUAAAGGUUUGCAAGCACCAUUGUAAAGGGCAACUACAAUAUGAUGAGAGAGAGGUUGAGAAGUGUCUGAGAGACUGUGUGGAGUACAUCAGACAGAAGAAAGAGCAAGAGGGUGAAACAAGAGGGAUAGAAGAAGAAGAUGAUGAUGAUGAUGAAUGGAGUAGCUUCAGGGUUGAUCCUGCAAAAAAGAAGCUGGGGCAGUGCCUAAAGCAAUGCGAGAGGCAGGAAAGAGGAGAGCAGAAAGCCUUGUGUCACAUAAGGUGCCAAGAGAAGUAUGAGAGAGAGCCAGGAAGAGCAGAAGAGAGAAACUUCGAAGAAGAAGAAGGAGAAGAAGAAGAAGGGAAUCCCUAUGUGUUCGACGAUAGGCAUUUCCAAUCAAAAGUUGAUACUGAACAUGGAAGAGUUCGUGUUCUUCAAAAAUUCACCAAGAAAUCAAAUCUUCUCCGAGGACUAGAGAAUAUCCGGCUUGCAAUUCUUGAAGCUAAUCCUCAAACAUUUAUAACUCCAACCCACUUGGAUGCUGGUUUUGUUCUCUUUGUUGCUAAGGGAAGGGGGGCCAUAACUCUAAUCCGUGAGGAAAAGAAACAGACCUUUAACCUUAAAUGUGGAGAUCUCUUCAGGGUUCCUGCAGGAACUACUUUUUAUAUGGUUAAUAAAGAUGAAAACGAGAAACUUUAUAUUGCUAAGAUCCUUUGGCCGAUUGAUAUUCCUGGCAAUUACAAGAUAUUCCAUGCAGCAGGUGGUGAAGAUGCAGAGUCCUUCUUAAGGGCAUUUAGCUGGGAGUUGCUCGAGGCUGCUCUUAAGACUGAUAGAGGAAGGUUGGAGAGAAUCUUCAAGCAACAGCAAGGAGAAAUUGUCAGAGCCUCCAAGGAACAGAUCCAGGCCUUGAGCCACGGUGAGGAAAGUGGCCAUGGCGGUGGUGGCAUUUGGCCUUUCCCAACUGGCGGAUCAAGCGGCCCAUUCAACCUUUUUGACGAGGGUCCGAUCAAAUCUAAUAACCAUGGCCAGCUCUUUGCAGCCAAUCCUAAAAAUAACGAGCAGCUGAAAGACCUUGACUUUAUAGGAUCUAUGGCCGGACCCUUCUACAACUCAAAGGCAACCAAGAUAUGCAUUGUUUUGGAUGGUGAGGGAUACUUUGAGAUGGCAUGUCCUCGCGUCUCUUCUGGCUCAAGCAGGGGAUACAUGAACAGCGAAGGCUCAAAGAGAGGAAAGGGCAGCCAAACUUACCAGAGGAUAAGCUCGCGCUUCAGCCCUGGCACUGUCUUCAUCGUCCUUACCGGCCAUCCAGUGGCCAUUGUGGCUUCCGAAAAUAGCAAUUUGGAAGUACUUUGCUUCGAAGUCUUUGCAAAAGGAAACAUAAGAUACCCUCUUGCAGGGAAAUGGAACGUUAUAGGCGAGAUGGACAGGGAAGCGAAAGAAUUGUCCUUUGGUAUGCCAGCAAGAGAAGUGGAAGAAAUUUUCGGAAGACAACCAGAAGAGUUCUUCUUCCCAGGGCCGAGAAGGCAAGAGAGACAAGGCCACGCAUACGCAUGA
Molecule: messenger RNA, 1626 nt
Organism: Dovyalis caffra
Lineage: Eukaryota; Viridiplantae; Streptophyta; Magnoliopsida; Malpighiales; Salicaceae
Source: the annotation of a GenBank genome assembly